AUGGAGACCAUCAAGGGUCUCCUGUGGAAGCCCACGCCCGAAGAGCAGAAGCGCAAAUGCAAUGCCCUCGUGCGCCAGAAUGUCCGAAAGCUCGAUCGCGAUAUCCAACAGCUCAAGGCCACGGAGCAAAAAACCAAAAACCUCAUCCAACAGUCAUCCAAACGCGCCCAGCGCAACCCAGCCAUGGCCAAGCAGGCCAACCAAGACGUCCGCAUCUUCGCCCGCGAACUGAUUCGCGUGCGGAAACAAAACAACCGUCUCAUGACAUCCAAGGCACAGCUCAACAGCGUGCAAAUGCAGGUCAACGAGGCCUUCUCUGUUAGGAAGAUUGAGGGCAGCAUCAAGGCCAGCACGGGUAUCAUGAAGGAUGUGAACAGUCUAGUCAGACUUCCAGAGCUGACAGGCACCAUGAGGGAGCUCAGCUCUGAGUUGAUGAAGGCGGGAAUCAUUGAGGAGAUGCUCGAUGACACGCUGGGCGAGAAUGAAAUGCUGGAAGGGGAAGCUGAGGAGGCGGAAGAGGAAGUUGACAAGGUGCUCAGUGAGGUGCUCAAGGAUCGGUUACCGCCGAGCAAAGCUCAAGAGGAGGAGCUUCCUGCUGCACCCCAACCAGAGGAGGAAGAGGAGGAAGACCAGGCAGAGAUGCUGGCUCAAAUGCGGGGCCGACUCGAGGCUCUCAAGAGCUGA
Molecule: messenger RNA, 684 nt
Organism: Bipolaris zeicola 26-R-13
Lineage: Eukaryota; Fungi; Ascomycota; Dothideomycetes; Pleosporales; Pleosporaceae
Exons: 2
Coding region: 1-684 (227 amino acids)
Biological process (GO): endosome transport via multivesicular body sorting pathway; protein transport; late endosome to vacuole transport
Cellular component (GO): ESCRT III complex; multivesicular body
Source: RefSeq, a predicted model, not a curated record